Trichoderma citrinoviride is the source of this 1290-nucleotide messenger RNA. RefSeq names its product G-protein coupled receptor protein. The record is from RefSeq and is a predicted model, not a curated record. Gene Ontology annotation, cellular component: plasma membrane. The coding region runs from base 27 to 1268 and encodes 413 amino acids. The transcript has 4 exons. Gene Ontology annotation, molecular function: G protein-coupled receptor activity. NCBI's taxonomy places the organism in Eukaryota, Fungi, Ascomycota, Sordariomycetes, Hypocreales, Hypocreaceae. Gene Ontology annotation, biological process: cell surface receptor signaling pathway; adenylate cyclase-activating G protein-coupled receptor signaling pathway.
ACUAGAGCAGUUGAUACUCGUCCACGAUGCAUCCUCCUGCUAAUGACACCAGCGGCUCGGAUCUGGAGCCGCGCCAGAUCGAGGUCCUCAUCACCAUCGAGCGAACUGGCGCGGGCCUCUCGAUGGUGGCCAUCAUCUUCACUCUUCUGACCUUUGCCCUCUUUAAGAAGCUUCGGACUACUCCUAAUAUCUUCAUUGUUCUGGCGUCCAUCGCCAACGCCGGCGCAAGCAUCGCGUCCAUGAUCGGCUACGAUGGCCUCGAUCAGGGCGAACGGUCUACUCUCUGCCAGGGACAAGGCUUCAUCUUCGAGUGGUUCAUGCAAUCCGACCCCUGGUGGUCAUUUGCCAUGGCAUUCAAUGUCUACCUUGUCUUCUUCCACAACGCCAACCCUGUCAGUUUCCGAAAGCGCAUCUGGGUAUACUGCCUCAUCUGUUUCGGUGGCCCUCUGGUGCCUGCCAUCGCCCUAGUCUCGAUCCGAGAUGAUGCAAAGGGUCCCGUCUUUGGUAACGCCUCGCUUUGGUGCUGGGUCGACUCGAACUGGAGCCUGGUUCGCCUCUAUGCGUACUACAUCCCCAUCUGGAUCUGCAUUUUUGGAUCCAUCAUCAUCUAUGUCGCCGUAGGAUAUCGGGUGUUCCACCAGAGAAACCGUCUUCGCAACUUUGCCAUUGCCAUCCCGCCCAGAAACAAACGGGCCAACUCUGGCGCAGCCAGUGAUGCCGGUGAUUCUGCCGUCGAGAGCCUCACGAGGAGACAUGAUUAUUAUGGCACUGCGACCACUGAAGUCCAAGUCACUUCUGGCACUCCCGAGAACGAUGAUGACCUGGCUCUCCCCAUGGCACCCCCUGCUAUCUAUUCUCACAGCCCCUAUUUGCACAAUCCUGCCGCCGGCGCCUAUGGCCAAACGUGGACGACAACCCAGGCAGGACCUUAUUAUGCUGCGGAUCCGGAGAGACUGCCUCGGCGCCCUCAUGCAACCGCUUCUGCUCAGCGAUUCAACAUGGUAUCUGCCGUCGUUUCGUGGCUGAAGAAUGUCAAGUCGAGUGCUUCCUCGAAGCUGAAGCGACUGGAUCCCGUCAAGAUGGCCUAUCUCCGUACAAGCUUCAUCUUCGGAUUCGCCAUCUUGAUCACCUGGAUUCCAAGCUCCGUUAAUCGCCUUUACAGCCUCACUUCUCAAGGCCGCGUCAAUUUCCAGCUCAGCGUUGCCAGCGGCUGCGUGUUGCCGUUGCAGGGAGUUUGGAACGCCCUCAUCUACUUCACCACGAGCUAGAGCACCGUCCGUGAAGAGGUGA